AUGGCACAAGCCUUUCCGUACACGUACUACGCUUGUGACUGCUUCGACAGCAACGCGACGACGUCGACGAAGCGCACCUCGCAUGUCCUUGCUGCCUUUGACGACGACGAGGAAACCUUAGAUCCCAAGAAUCCACGCUCCAAUUUCGCCCUUUACCCGCUUGAGCAUCUCCUCUACUGCGAAGAUUGCUUGCAAAUACGGUGUCCGCGGUGCGUGAUAGAGGAGACGCUGAAUUGGUACUGUCCCAACUGUCUGUUCGAAGUUCCGAGUUCUGUGGUUAAGAGCGAUGGCAAUCGGUGCACGCGUAAUUGCUUCAAUUGCCCUGUAUGCGUUUCACCUCUCAUGGUCAACCUUCUCGACAACCCUGAUGCGGACCAAGGAGUGCCAGACCGACACAUACUAGCGUGUCCGUACUGCCAUUGGAGUACCAUAGAGACGGGCAUAGAGUUCGAGAAGCACACAGGCGUGUAUUCACAGAUCGUGCGGAUAGCGAAUGGAGGGAAGCCAAUACCCACCUCGAAAGAGCGCGACAAGGAGCGCGAGAGGCGCAAGGAGCUGGAGGCUCGGCAGCGAGAUUCAAAAAACCCGUUAUCUCCUUCGAGCGACUCUACAGCUAUGGAUUUGGAAGAAUACGAACCGCCGACGCGCGAUGAUCUUCUCUCGAAUCUGGGUGCUUUCUACAAAGCACAGCUGGAAUCCCAGAUGCCGGCAAACCCUCUAGAGAUGAACUUCUCUUCGCCCUCAGCCUAUUCGCGAAUUAUGAAUCUAUACUCGACAAACACUGCAAAGAAGCAGAAACGCAAUAAGCCAACGCCGAUGCGAGAGGCUGCGUCGGAAUUGGAAGGCCUGGUUGUCCAUGACCCUGCCGCGGACAAUGCAGCGAUCGAGCGUAUCAAGCGAGACGGUUGGGGGAGUACUCUCUCGCCUGCUCAGAAGCUCGCACAACUCGACCCUCAUGUGCAGUUCAGCGACGAACUCCGGCCAGUUCCGACUCUCCUUUGUACAAAGCGAUCCAAACGAUGUCGGUCAUGUCGACACAUCCUGUCCAAGCCAGAAUCGAAGAUAACAUCAACUCGAUAUAAGAUCAAACUACUAGCACUGAACCACAUCCCUCGACUCAGCAUUCGCGCGCUACCGCCGACCAACCCAGUCGUGCCCCACGCUCCUGGCUCCAUGCCCGCUCCGCAAACCCCUUUCAACUACAACAACCUCCGUUCGGGUAUCGCAACGCACUUCCUCUUACACGUCAGUAACCCUCUCUUUGAUCCUAUUCAGGUUACAUUGGCCACCUCAAGCACCACGCCUGGCAAAGUGCAGUCUCGCGUAACGAUCCUAUGCCCACAGUUCGAAGUCGGCGCCAACACCGAUGUCUGGGAUGACGCACUCGCUUCGUCUCCCGCACCCAUGCCCCGCCGCUCGACAAUCAACGCCGAAACAGGACAAAUUGAAGCAGGAAAGAUCUGGGACAAAGGACGGAACUGGACAAGUGUCGCUAUCGAAGUCAUCCCAGGCUUCCUUAGUGAACUUGGUGGCGAGGGUGCGUUGGACGAAGAUGAGGAUUUGCUUGAGAUACCCAUCUUUGUGCGCCUGGAGUUUGAGGCUGAUGUAAAUGCCGAGGAGAGGGGUAUGGGUGAUUCGAGAGGAAGUAAAGGAGAGCGAGAGAAAAGGGAGGAGGCGUUCUGGACGGUCGUUGGUGCAGGAAGGAUAGCGAGUGCGUAG
This is a messenger RNA of Alternaria atra, 1719 nucleotides long. RefSeq lists its product as uncharacterized. The transcript has a single exon. The coding region runs from base 1 to 1719 and encodes 572 amino acids. Gene Ontology annotation, cellular component: dynactin complex. The record is from RefSeq and is a predicted model, not a curated record. NCBI's taxonomy places the organism in Eukaryota, Fungi, Ascomycota, Dothideomycetes, Pleosporales, Pleosporaceae.